AGCAACCGCGCAAAAGACAGUCGCGAUGUUUGUCUAACAGAAUAACCGUCAAAAAAGUGAAUUUUCGUUCCGCAUUAAUUUAAGUUAAAAAAUUAAAACUAAUUUCUAGCUGUACGUUUCAAACUUUGUGUGAGUGUUUUGUAAGGAUUCGACUCCUCCUCCUAUUCUGCAAAUGGAUCCGAACCGCCCCUCAGACCCCACCGCCGCCCCCAACAACCAACAGCAACAAAACGUGCACCUGCACAUGCACCACAUUUGCAACUGUCAGGGCGGCCUUUACCCGACCGCGGCCGCCGCCGCCGCCGCAGCUUACUACCCCACCACGGUGGGCUACCGCACGCCCUUGCCCUCGAUCUUACCUUAUCAUCAUCACACGUCGUCGGCGGCGGCGGCAGCGGUAGCCGCCCGCCCUUAUUUGCAGCAUUACCAGUACACGCAGUUCAACGUGGGCAGCCAGUACACGGUACCGAUCGGGCACGUGUCGGGCAGCAGCAGCACUUCGGUGUACGCCUCAGGACCGGCCGCAGCCGCCGCCGCCGGUGCCAGCAGCACCAUCGAUUUGGUGUAUGCGGGGGCGGCGGCGAUCAAAGAGAAGCAACGCGGAGAGGAGGGCGGCGGCGGCGAUUUGGAGAGGAGCAACGAGGUGCCGCCCGAGGGGUUCGAUUUUGGACAGGUGACGCCGCCCGCGCACGAGUUACUUGUGACGGACGCGUCGGACAGUAGCGCGCAUCAUGAAAACUUCAUAAAAUUCCUGGAACGCAGUUGCCUGACGGCGGAACAGAUCGCCUACCGGAACCGGAACCGACCCUGUUUCCGGAACAUCCAGAACCUGUGCAUCCGCACCCGAUCGGAAAUACUGAAACCGUGCACCACCAUUUCCAAUAUACACUCGCAGGGGAUCCCGUGGGCCACCAAGGACUUUAUUUACGCCUUUGUACGACUGACGAACUGCUGGCACAUCCUCAAGGGAUAUUGGGAGAACCGUGACGGGUUAAGUUUGGGUAAAAUAGAGAAAGAGCUCACCCCCGAGUUCCGGUCCUGCUACAUGCGCUGGGAGAAGGAGUCGAUGGAGUUGGCCGGGGAGUUGGCCAAGAUCUUUUACAAUUUGGACACGAAUUUGAACACGGCCAGUUCGGGGGCGGGGGUGUAUGCCGCCAACAAUAUGAUUCCGCCCCAGAUAAACUUGAUGAAGAGCAGCGCCUCGGAGGGCACCAUUAAGAAUAAGCAGCAGCAGCAAACGGGAGGAAACGACGCAGGCAACGGCGCAGCGGCCAAGAACGUCAGAGGGAUUCUCCAUUUGCCGGGCAACGGUGGGGGAGCCACCGUUGCCGAAACGGUCGAUCAGGCGAAUCAGACUUACGCCGGGGAUUUUUGUCAUAACGACGAGGAGUACGACUCGGAGGGCGAGCGGACCAGACGGGUCUAUAUGAAACCGGGCAGUUACAGCGUGCCGAAAAAAGGUUUAGAAGCGGCAACGUCGUCGGUCGGGGGUGCGGUGGGGGGCAGCAACAGCCCCCGCGCCAUUGAGUUUUUGGAAACGGCUCAGAACGUUAAUAAGGCCCGGGAAACGGUUAGCGAGCGCUAUUGGGCGAACAUUCAGCUGUCGAACGUCACCAAGAAGGCUGAACAACAGCAGCAACAACAACAGCAGAAAGAAUAUCAUAUUUUAGAGGAGGAAAUGGAAGAGGAGGCCAGGUUGAACCUUUCCGCGCAUAUUAACGUGCACGAGUGGCUGAUCAACAGUAAUUUCGGGGAUUUUGGCGAGGCGAAGUCGCCGCACGCGCAUCAGGAGUUGAAAUCGUUUUACCUGGAUAGCGUUUAUGACAGUUUGCCGCAGCUCGAUAGUCCCGUGUCUGGAGAUGGAAAUGGGGCUGCCGUUACGUUGCUGCAACGUACAAAAUCGAUGCAAGUCCCCUCUAAGCUGGUGAACGUGCAAAAACAAACGCCGAUCGGUAGCGCGGGUCGUUUGAUCCGUAAACAGCAGCAGCAGCAGCAGCAGAAGGCGUCGUCGGGCGGCGCCGCGACGGCGUUGCCGAUGAUGGAGAUGGCGCCGCGACGCCUUUUGAACCCGUACGAGUUGAAGGGCGGCGGGUUGACGGAGGCGGCGCAGUGCGUCCUGGAGAAUUUGGUGGGGAGUCUGAAGGGUCACGUGUUGGGACCGUUGGCCCUCGAUGGAGAGAAGGACCUUGAAAAGAUCUUGCAAAAGAUUAAAAACCUGGAAUACUCGUACGUCAACGAAGUCGUAAGGGACCUCCGCUACUUCAUCAAGAUAUGGGAAGAGAUCGAUAUUCACAACGUGGGUUGGUUCUCGCAAAAGUUGGACAUUUUACUGGUGGAGAACUUCUCGCCCUUUGAUUUUAGCGGGAUCGCGGGCCUCUUGAACGAAAUUGUCGGCCCGUUAAAGCAUAACGUUUUGACGUUAUUUGGCAACGACUGCGACCCGUUUUAGUCGAAAUGUUGUUUUAACGUUUUCUUUGUUAAUUAGUUGCGAAUGUGUUUGCCUAUUUAAAGAGAUAUUUUAAGAAAUAAUUACCAAAAAAAAAAUGUUCCUGUAUGUUAUGCUAUUAACGUUAAAACUUGCUUGUUUGUUAUUACAUUUAAAAAAAAAUUGUUUCUUAUUGUUAAGGUUCUAUUUUGUAAAAGUUAAUAAAAAUUAUUUUUGUAAU
Molecule: messenger RNA, 2666 nt
Organism: Anthonomus grandis grandis
Lineage: Eukaryota; Metazoa; Arthropoda; Insecta; Coleoptera; Curculionidae
Exons: 11
Coding region: 173-2449 (758 amino acids)
Source: RefSeq, a predicted model, not a curated record